Messenger RNA from Boleophthalmus pectinirostris (great blue-spotted mudskipper), 939 nucleotides. RefSeq names its product putative ferric-chelate reductase 1. NCBI's taxonomy places the organism in Eukaryota, Metazoa, Chordata, Actinopteri, Gobiiformes, Gobiidae. The record is from RefSeq and is a predicted model, not a curated record. The coding region runs from base 269 to 865 and encodes 198 amino acids. The transcript has 7 exons. Gene Ontology annotation, molecular function: oxidoreductase activity, acting on metal ions.
UCCUCAAAAACAGACCUGGAGUUGUGUUUUGUUUAAUUCACAUGUUUGAGUAACCCUUUUUUAUUACUUUUUGGCAAAUAAUAACACGUCUGCAUCUCGUAUUUUGUUGAUUUUUUUCAAUUUAAAAAUGAUAUUUAUAUGAAGUAUUUAUAGUUAUAUUUGAAUUUUUAUAUGACGUAUUUACAUUUGCCACCGAAUUUUCAUCACCUCAGAAGCUCGAGAUCAAACAGUGACAGUCGACACACACGAGCAGAGUUCUGUAGUGCAGAUGCGAGUGUGGGUCUGGUCUGUGGCUGUGCUGGUGUGCGUUUGCUGGUUCGAUUCCUCUCUGUGUUACCCAAACGGCUCCGUGUCCAUCUCCUGUGAAAGCAUGAUCCCCGUGCACCUGCCCUACACCGCCAACUCCAGCAGCCCCCCCUACACCCUGUCUGCCUCUGCUGACACCUACAGGCCAGGGGACAGCAUUACAGUGACUCUGGAGGUCCAGGACGCCACACUUUACUUUGAGGGCUUCUUUCUUCAGGCUCGGAGCAGCAGCAGCCCAGAGCUUUGGCCCGUUGGAAAGUUCAAGGUCAUCAACAAUAACAUGUUUACUUCUCUCACAUGCAACAGUAAAAUGAACUCAGCCGUCAGUCAGGCCAAUAAUACCAAAAGAACCAAAGUGGUGCUGACGUGGGAGGCACCAAACAAUGAGAAAUGUGGAGACGUGCACUUUAGGGCCACAGUGGUGAAGAGUUACAGUAAGUUCUGGUUAAACGUGACCAGUCCCUCUGUCAAACUGGAGAGAAGUCCUGGAGCGCCACCUGCUGUGGUGUCAUGGUCCGUGCUCCUCUUCUGCUCUGUGUCUCUGCUCGUUCACUCCUGACACAGAAGAACCAGCAGCUCCACCCUCCACAGGAACAACUCCAGAAUCACUUCACUUCACUGUCAAACCUCUGU